Messenger RNA from Didymella exigua CBS 183.55, 975 nucleotides. RefSeq lists its product as uncharacterized. NCBI's taxonomy places the organism in Eukaryota, Fungi, Ascomycota, Dothideomycetes, Pleosporales, Didymellaceae. Gene Ontology annotation, cellular component: U2 snRNP; precatalytic spliceosome; catalytic step 2 spliceosome. The transcript has a single exon. Gene Ontology annotation, biological process: mRNA splicing, via spliceosome. The record is from RefSeq and is a predicted model, not a curated record. Gene Ontology annotation, molecular function: RNA binding. Bases 1 to 975 code for a protein of 324 amino acids.
AUGAACUCAGUGCGCGCGAUCCAGCAGCUCAACAAGCGCGAGCUCGAGGCCGGCAUCAACCCAGAAGGCUCCUGGCACACCGACUACCGCGACACAGCCUUCAUCUACAUCGGCGGUCUUGCAUUCGAGCUCUCGGAGGGUGACAUCAUCACCAUCUUCUCACAGUAUGGCGAGCCUGUGUGGGUGAAACUUGCGCGCGACAAAGAGACAGGAAAGUCACGUGGGUUUGCAUGGAUCAAAUAUGAGGACCAGCGAAGCUGCGAUUUGGCUGUGGAUAACUUGGGUGGCGCAACCAUCAUGGACCGUGUAAUCAGGGUCGACCACGCACGGUAUAAGUCCAGAGACGACGAAGAUAUGAGGGACAAUACUAUGGGCGACGUGAGUAUCGACGCUGGUAACGACUCGGAUGGUUGCAGGCGGAAGCGGAGAAAAAGCGAGGAGACUGAUUCCGAGGAUGAAAGGCCACUACUGCCGGAGGAGAUGGAGCUCGAGCGACUUACGGAAAAGCUGGAUCUUGACGACCCCAUGCGCGACUCUAUGAUAAAGCAACAGCAAGAGAAGGUGGAUGAGGCCGUUGACAAAUUGAAACGCAAGAUGCAGAAGGAGAAGGAGAGGAAGAGCAGACAUGAGAGACGCCACCGAAGGGAGGGCUCGAAAAACCGCCACAAGGAUCGAGAUACGAAGAGAAUUAAGAAUAAAGAGGAUGGUGACCGUCACGACCGCCGCUCACGGCGUAGGGACGGCCGUAGCAGGAGCCGUGACAGGGACUCUGACGAUGGUCGCCGUCACAGGAAGUCAGGACAUCGCGAUGAUUCAGCAGACAGAGACAAGCGCCAUCGCCGCGAUCACAGCAGUGAAGGCCGUGGAAAUAACCGCGACCCUCGACGGCACCGUCAUAGCUCUGCCAGCGAGGACGAAAGGAAGCCAAGAUCCAAACAAUCCACAUCACCAUUCCGCGAGGGAUUACCUCGAUGA